GAGUUGACGUGUUUGUUGUCAAAAAUCAUCUGACGGGUCGAGAGGCUGAUGGCAACUCCGUCUGGUGUUACUGAGAAACAACCCCGUUGAUCUGGCCAUUUGUUGUCCCUCGUUUAAUAAAAUGGCAGACCAACAGAAAUAUUGUGAGAAGGUGGCGAGUCUGAGCUUCCCGGCCUAUGCUGUGGUGGCUGUGACUGGCAGACAUGUUGUGGUUGGUGGUGGAGGAGGCGCCGCUAAGACUGGCAUAAGGAAUCAGUUUGAUGUGUUGGAGCUUUAUCACAAUGGGACACAGACAGUGGGUGAACGUGUCCUCUCUUAUGAUGUCGGCGAUGACUGCAUCUCCAACAUGGUCGGGUGGCCCGGAGCCAUCACUGCAGCUUCAAACAGAAUGACGGCACCGGUCAUCUCUCUCGCAGUGGGACUAGAGGAAAAGUGUAAUAUUAUGAAACUGAAGCCAAUCCUACAGACUGUUAAAAAAGAUGACCUACUCUCUCAACAAAUGCCUAAGGCAAAGGAUAAAGGUCACAGUGGAAUAAGGAGGAGGAGGAGAACAACCAGUGAACGUAGUGCAGAAGAAGGCUCAACAGAGAAGGAAGAUAUAAGAGAGGAAAAAAAGAGAAAACGAUCCCUUAAUACAACUCUUCGUGGAAAUAAAUACUUCUCUUUUGAUGUGGAGAAACUCUGCUCUACAAUCACAGUUGUUAAGAAGAAGUCUGAUGACGAGGCUUACCAGAAGUGUUGUGGAAUAUCUUCAGAUAAUAAGUUCCUGGUGACUGGCGGUACCGACGGUCACCUUAGGUUUUGGAGUAUACCAGACAUGACGAAAAUAAAAGAAAUUAAAGCACAUGAAAAAGAAGUAGAUGAUUUAAAUAUCAGACCAGAUGGCAAACAGGUAGUGUCCGUGUGCAAGCCUACUCGAGAAUGUUGUGUCUGGAACGUCAAAGAUGGCAAGAAGUUCAUCCAGGUGGCACUACAAACAAAUGGUGUAAAAUACAAAUGUUUUCGUGCCAGAUAUGGUACUGUCGAGGGAAGCCCAAGCAAGACUCGUCUUUUUACAGUCAGUAACCCUAUCGUUGGCACCAAAAAUCCUGCGAUUGUUUCCAAGUGGUGUGGUAAAGCAUACACCCAAGAACGGACCCAGAACUUAACUGGGUCAUUGAGCAGUCUUUCACUCAGUGAUGACGGCCGUUUUCUUGCAACUGGUACUAUGAGUGGGACCAUUUAUAUCUUGAUUGCCUUCAGUUUACAGCAACUGCGCAUAAUAGAAGAUGCCCAUAGUAUGUUCAUUACUGGACUAGAAUGGCUACCAACAGAAAAUAAAGAGUCACAGAUGGUGCGAGGAUUCUCUGAUGCCUCAGUUCUGUCCAUUUCUUGUGACAAUUCCCUCAAAAUUCACCACAUUCCUAGACAAGAAAUGGUGCCAGUGUGGGUGGUGGCCAUCCUUGCUGCAGUUAUAUUGUGCUGUGCAUUUCUCUUAGCCAACUUCUUAGGACUUUAGAUCAUGUAUACAAAGAUUUUUUAUUUAUUUUUUUUUCAAUAUUUUGUAAUAAAUUUGUAACUCUUCCUACAUAUAUUUACAUAUUAUAUUUUGAACUGUGUGAAAUAUUGUACUGUAAAAUCACAGUAGACUGCUACAAUGUGCUGGUCAUUUAUGCUUGGUUGUAUAAGGAAGUGCUCAGCUAAAUCUAAGUAGACCUAUUAGCAGCCUUGUACUACUUGGAGAUUUUUUUUCAGUAUUACUCUAUUGUUCUUUGUUCCUUUGACAUUAUAUAUAACCUAUGUCAAUUAAGUAUACAGUGGUCCCUCGGUUAACGAACGGUUCGAUUAACGAAAUUUCGGUUAACGAGUUACCUCCCACAAGGAUCUUCAAUUCGGUUAACGAACAAAACUUCGAUUAACGAAAUCC
This is a messenger RNA of Homarus americanus (American lobster), 1906 nucleotides long. RefSeq names its product prolactin regulatory element-binding protein-like. Gene Ontology annotation, cellular component: endoplasmic reticulum membrane. Gene Ontology annotation, molecular function: protein binding; GTPase activator activity; guanyl-nucleotide exchange factor activity. Lineage: Eukaryota; Metazoa; Arthropoda; Malacostraca; Decapoda; Nephropidae. Gene Ontology annotation, biological process: protein secretion. The record is from RefSeq and is a predicted model, not a curated record. The transcript is spliced from 8 exons. Bases 122 to 1498 code for a protein of 458 amino acids.